AUGUGGCUCUACCGAGGCGUCCAGUCCGCCGUCUUUUACUAUGCUACCUGUACGCCGUGUGCCAAUUCUUUAGACCGACGAAAACGCAAGAAGGAUGCUGCCCGAUCGCAGCGAGAGAAGGAGAAGACCGAUGCUAUCGUUUCCGAUCAACCCAGACCUUUCCCCCAACCGACUCCGUUCAGUACAAACCAAGGAUGGAGGGAGGAGAUUGCUCUAGGUCCCGGCCCCCCCGCGAGAAGAGGUGGUAACCGUCACAACCGUCGCCCGGAAAGUUGGGAUACGGAUGGUUAUGAUGCGGACUCCGACUUGAGAAGCGGCGGCGGCGGUCGUUCGGGGAAGAAGAAGGAUAAAGGCUCCAGUCUCAAGCACCCCCUCAGCGAUCGAUGGAGUCGUAUGCGGUAUCAGCGCGAGGAUGAACCAUUAUGGGGGGAAGACGUGGAAGUGAAAGGGUCUUCUAUCGGGCUCUCUGGUCGGGGUAAGGCGGAAUCGGAUGAACCCAGCAAAUACUACAUCGCUCGCGUGCCACCCGUCAACGACCUUCACCCUCCUAUUGUCAGUGGGCCCAAGAGCAGGGCUGAGACGAGGUGGAUGCUGCAACCUCCGCCAAGCGCCAAGGUCAUGGCUGGAAAACAACGGUUCGACAGUAGUAACCGCACCAAUGAUCGAUUAGAUCAGGAUAAGAAUGCGGUUGAUCCGGAGCGGAGUUCAUCACCAUUCUCUGCGACUGGUCAAAAGUCACCACCUUCAUCCUCUCAGAACCCUGAAAAGAGAACUCUUAAACCUUCUCCUAUCACAGUACCUCCCGAAUUUCGUGCCCAAAAAGCGUCCGCACCCGAGAGCACCACCGGUCAAAACAUUCGUCAGCCGUCUUCGACGGCGCUGACCCAUGGCCGUGAUGAAUCGAACUUUGUCAUAUCACACCCUAUAACCUCGCGACCCGGCUCCCCUUCUACGAUCUCCACCACCGACUCUGAAACUUCUCCUAGUGUAUGGCAGUGCCCUGUAACACCCGCAUCGCGGCCUGGGUCAAAAGCCACAGAUGACAAGUUAUGCCGUCAGCCGCUAUCACAGGUUUUACCUACUGUACAGCGGGGCAGCAAGGAUGUCCAUAUGUUGCAAUUGGAAAUAAACGAUGAUACCCAUGAUGAGGUCGGAUUUGGCCAGUUGGAACCAUAUCGACCCUAUCGUUGGAGUAUGGACAUAUAA
Messenger RNA from Aspergillus wentii DTO 134E9, 1206 nucleotides. RefSeq lists its product as uncharacterized. The record is from RefSeq and is a predicted model, not a curated record. Lineage: Eukaryota; Fungi; Ascomycota; Eurotiomycetes; Eurotiales; Aspergillaceae. The transcript has a single exon. Bases 1 to 1206 code for a protein of 401 amino acids.